GGCUCUUUCUUCGGAAACGUCAGAAUAUUAGCGUUUAUGUUUACUCAAAACAUGAACGGGUCGAAAUCAAAAUUAUCCAAAGCAUCUGAUUCCCUUACAGCAGAAAAACUCCAGCGAAUCAUCAAAAACGUACGCAAUGCGUCCAACAUUCUCAGCUCCUCCGAUGACGACGGAUGUCACAAAAAGUUGGACAGCGCUGCUGAUAGUUGGUACUCCGACACAGCCCAAUUAAAAAUAUCUCACCGAAAGUUGACGGCACAUGAGAUUGAUAAAUUAAUGAAAAGCUUUCCGACGAAACCGUCCAUCACUACUAGCCCUCCACCAGCGUCCUCCACAUCCUCAGACAGUGAACAGCAGCAACAGGUGCAGCAGGAAGCUACCGAACCAUCCACUUCGGACGACCCGCUGCUGAAUGCUGCUUCUGCAGAAUCGGAAAUUUCUUUUACCACAGCCCAUUCAACGCUCGAACUCCCUGCUGACGUUGAGGACAAUUUGGCAUAUUCCGGUGAAUCGUUGCUGUCCUUCAGCGACGACGAUCAACCGGCCUACUACGCUCAAUCGCGUUCCUCCUUCUCGGUCGGUACCGAUACCAACCGGGUACCUUCGGUGACAUUAUUCCGAACGAUUGACCUAACUGCGCCCGGAGUGUACGACGAAAGUUAUGGCGAAACUUCACGAUCCGACGUCGAUAGGCCAAUUAUGCAAGUUAAAGUGCGUCCCCUGGCAGCGUCACAUUCCAUCCGCUGCAGCGUGCAGCGCGUACAGCAGCAGCAACAAUCUGACGAUGAGUUGCCGCUGAUUGAUUUCCGACAAAUUGAGCGUAACACAGAGGCAAGUUGGAGGAAGCAUCGGUAAAUUGAUGGGACGGGUUGAAGAAGGGAAACGGGGGGCCACCAGGGAAACUUUGUUGCAGUAAAGAGUGCAACUUUAAACCGGCAGGUUGUGGUGGACCCCUUUUUCGUUGGGUUGAAAAGUUUCGAUAUUCAAUGACGAAUGAUGCUAGAGGAGCAAAUAUGGGUAGUUUUGUUAAAUUUUAUGUCAAAAAGUUAUGAGAAAUGUUUUGAAAUUAAUACAUUUGUAUUAGAUUGAAACCUA
This is a messenger RNA of Anopheles stephensi (Asian malaria mosquito), 1095 nucleotides long. RefSeq lists its product as uncharacterized. Lineage: Eukaryota; Metazoa; Arthropoda; Insecta; Diptera; Culicidae. The transcript has 2 exons. The coding region runs from base 37 to 855 and encodes 272 amino acids. The record is from RefSeq and is a predicted model, not a curated record.